This is a messenger RNA of Notodromas monacha, 1499 nucleotides long. Lineage: Eukaryota; Metazoa; Arthropoda; Ostracoda; Podocopida; Cyprididae. The record is from the annotation of a GenBank genome assembly.
AGAACUAAAAAAUGGGAGGGAACCGAAAGACAGAUGCAGAGAAGAGGAAUAGAAGGAACUAACUAACCGUGCUUUCAGUUCCGGAUUGCUCCCAGAGUUCCUGACUGCCUUCCAACAGGGCUGCAUGGUUCGCGUAAAUCGGCUCAGUUCGCGACGAUAUUUGCCGGCGCAAAUGGGUUGUUCGUUUUUGCGGCGUCGGCGGAACGGGGUCCCGCGUACCAGGGUUCCAAUUCGCGACCAGAUCCUCGUGAUCGAACACGUCGUCGGCAUCGAGUUCCAGAUCGUCACCUUCAUCCAAGUUCUCACCAGACAAGUUCUCAAUGCUGCUGCUCGUGUAAAGACUCCCACAAGAAUUCGACAUCUGCAAUGAGACACGAACAAUUUUCCAGAGUUCGACAUGGUAACCUGUGUCAAGCAACCACCACUGCUGUUAUCCAGGACUGAUUGCAUCAGCCUUACCCUGCUGACAAGAAAAACCCCAUCAAAGUUCAUAUGCACUGAAGCAUCACGCUGCAUAGAUUAUGGGUUGUGAUGCAUGACAGACAGACGAAUCUCAUCAAGGUUUGCAUUCACAGACAAAUCAGUAUUGAAAGCUUCAAUAAUUAAUUACUUUCUUAUUCUUUUAAUAAAUCAUUGCACAGAAGUCACGUAGGAAAUCGAAUCAAUCUGCGAGCUUUGACAAGAGAUGGCGGCAGAUCGGGAUGUCAUUGUAGCAUCCUUGUUCCUCAUCCUGUCGUCCAUGUAUUGCAAUCACAUGCUAAAAACGGGAACUUACGAGUUUGGUCUUUCACUGCCUAGUUUUGACAGACGUCCAUACUUGUCUGUUUGGCUAACCCUUUCUUUGCUGAAAGGUGUUGUGACUCUUCUGCGCUAUGAUGUUUCCAUGCGGGGAGACAGUAUACAAAGUGCACAACUUCGUCUCAUUCAUGGUGCCGCUUCUCGGGAUGGGCUCAAUUUUGGCGGAGUUCUCCCGGCACCUCGGCCUCAAGUGGCAACCCGACGACGACCGCCUCUGGCUCAUCGGCGCCCUGGUGCCACUCAUCUUCUACGUGCUCCAAGAAUACAAUCUCUUCUACCGCCUCACGCAAGCAGUGCUCACCAUCGACGCCGCUUUCCUCGCUUACAUGAGUUGGGAAGGAAACGCCGUCAUGGGCUUCGUGGCGGCCAUUUGUCUGUUGGUUGCGUAUCAGGGAUUCUCUGGUCGAACCGACGACUUGGUGCCCAAGGUUCUGAGUUACUACGCCACGAGUCUGUUCCUCUUGUCAGCAGUGAACCUGAUUUCUACUUUCGGGGUUGAACCUGCGUUGACGAUUGACGCCUUCGCUUUGAUGCCGCAAUUCAUCUUUGAGGAAUCUCCCGCCUACAUACCGUUGUGAUGACGAGGAAAGAGGCAAAUUUUCUUAAAAAUUCAUUCUUAAAAUUCAUACCCACUCUUCAUUACGUUACGAUUCUCAAUUGUUCGAAAUACAGACUUUUUCGCAAGACGGAUAGAACGAACA